AUGUGGAAUCGUAGCCAUCCCAACCCAAUGGACUUGUAUGCAUGGAGAAGCCUGAAGGCCAAGCUAUGUGGCAAGCUUUUCAGUCAGGCUCUUCUUUUGAUUGACACCUCUUAUGCAGCAUAUGUUGACCUUUAUAUGGCAUCAUCAGACUGCUUUCCAGAAUAUGCACGGUUAUCGGCUGGCAAACAAGGACAUAGGCAGGUUCAAAGGACUACAUUCUCCGUUCCUUUUGUACUGAUACAAUACGGGAUUAUCAUGGGGCAGGAUGAUAUUGUGAAGUUUUUAAGUCGAAAUGGGGCAGCAAUAUUCUUAAAUGUGAUCCUGAGACUGAACACCAACUUGAAGCCAACACCAGAUUUUGCUGUCGGUAGUCGACGUAAGAUUUCAACCAACAGUUCGCCUCUCUGA
Dovyalis caffra is the source of this 408-nucleotide messenger RNA. The record is from the annotation of a GenBank genome assembly. Lineage: Eukaryota; Viridiplantae; Streptophyta; Magnoliopsida; Malpighiales; Salicaceae.